This is a messenger RNA of Acromyrmex echinatior (Panamanian leafcutter ant), 1594 nucleotides long. Its product is annotated as protein mab-21. Lineage: Eukaryota; Metazoa; Arthropoda; Insecta; Hymenoptera; Formicidae. The record is from RefSeq and is a predicted model, not a curated record.
GGUGACGCGGAGGAGGUAGACAUCAGCGCAGUCGGCAAUCUGCUCCUGCACGGAGACGCUCGUGAUACCUCUUCCUCUCGCUUCGUUGGUGUCUCCAACGCGCAGUGCGUCCUGGCGAACACCAGGUGAAAAACAAAUUUAACGAAACCAAACCAUCGCUGGUUCACGAGCAACGAGUAUCGCGGUUUUCCACAAUGCGAUAAAUCGCGCAAGGCGGCUCGAUGACAACGCGAAGCAAGGAAAAAGGCCUGGUUGAGAAGAAACGAGAAUGUAAUGAACCGGAGAAGCUGAAAAAAACUAUAUAAUAACCAUCCGUGGACUACAGGCGGUAUACGAUGUUGGUACCGCCUGAUAUGAUUUCAUCCCACUCCAGGAUGGUCUAUCAGUUCAACAAGUACUUCGGCGAACGGGUGAUGAACAGAAAAAGUCAGGUGGCGAAAACCAUUCAGGAGGUGUGUCGAGUCGUGCAGGAUGUGCUAAAAGAGGUGGAGGUGCAGGAGCCGAGAUUCAUCUCGUCCUUGACGGAUUACAACGGCCGGUUCGACGGCCUCGACGUUAUCUCGCCGACGGAGUUCGAGAUCGUCAUCUACCUGAAUCAGAUGGGCGUGUUGAACUUUGUGGAUGACGGCACCCUGCCGGGCUGCGCCGUGCUAAAGCUGAGCGACGGACGCAAAAGAUCCAUGUCCCUCUGGGUGGAAUUCAUCACCGCAUCUGGUUACUUGUCAGCCAGGAAGAUACGCUCGAGGUUUCAAACCCUAGUGGCGCAGGCCUGCGACAAGUGCACGUAUCGGGAUUCAGUGAAGAUGAUUGCUGACACGACCGAGGUGAAGCUGCGGAUACGCGAGCGAUACGUCGUACAGAUUACGCCAGCUUUUAAGUGCGCCGGACUUUGGCCCAGAUCAGCCUCUCAUUGGCCGAUCGCACACAUACCCUGGCCUCACCCAAACAUCGUCGCCGAGGUGAAGGCGGAAGGUUUCGAUAUGCUCUCGAAAGAAUGCAUAGGCCUACAGGGCAAACAAUCUGCCAUGGAGGGUGACGCUUGGGCGUUGUCGUUUAUCGACGCGGAGAAUCGAUUGUUGCAAGGUGCGAGUAGGAGGCGUUGCCUCAGUAUACUGAAGACUCUCAGAGACCGGCAUCUCGACCUACCAGGGAAUCCAGUCACCAGUUAUCACAUGAAAACCCUAUUACUGUAUGAGUGCGAGAAACAUCCGCAUGAGGCGGAAUGGGAUGAGGGUUGCCUGGCCGAGCGAAUAAACGGCAUAUUUCUGCAGCUAAUCUCCUGCCUGCAGUGUCGCAGAUGCCCACAUUACUUCCUACCGAAUCUUGAUCUGUUCAAGGGAAAAUCGCCCAGUGGUCUGGAAAACGCCGCGAAGCAAGUAUGGAGACUCACCAGGGAGUUGCUGACGAACAGUCGCGCGUUGGAGAAACUAUAGUGGCCGACACGGCUGUGGUUGAUCAUCGUAUGAUUCGAACUAAUCUCGCAAAUUUUAUCACACGUUCCUGUAACUGCAGCGUUGAAAGACUUCGACGCGCGAAUAAAAUACUUCUAAUCAUACAAUGACCGUACAAGGACUACGCGAGAAAUCAUCGAUUA